ACACACACCUCUUGAAAGGAACAUUCGGAACCUCGACAUCAUUUGCAUCUUGCAUCUUGAUCGUUUCUUCUGGACAGACAACGCAGAUUGUUCGUUUCAAUAAUCCGUGGUCAGACUGUGAGUUGCUAAUUCUCGUUUCUACUCUCGACAAAUUGCCACAAAUCCUCCCUCUUCACUCUCGUGAUGAACCCUUGCCAAGACAAUUUGCACGUCAGUAUGAGGAUCCUUACAAAAUUUACCGUACGGAUCUCUCCAUGGUCCCGAGGGCUCUUCCUUUGAGGAGAUGUCCAUGGACCGUGGAGUGAUCUAGGUAGACGGAUCCGAGGCGUAAAACACUCGCGCAUUUUCUGAAAUUCUACCCACGUACCAGUUCUUGUUCACCUUUGAUCCGGAUACUCUCGAUCAUGUCGCUUACUCUCAUCUUCUCUGGUUUGAAAGGCGACACCCCUAGUAAUUCGAAUCAAAGGCGCGAAAAAAUCGCCCAAGAUGCCUCCCGACAAGCGGAUCUUGAACGCUAUGAAGCGGUCCGAGGUGCACAGGAAGGAGAAGCGGGCAAAGGCUCAGGCGAAGCUGAAACGGAGGAUGGAGACCAGAAAAACCGAGCGCGAAGACCCAGAGGGUGACAAGGCUCGAGAAGCCCGUCUGGCCAAGAAUGUACCUAGGACGCUAGACAAUGCUCGUCAGUUCGACGCCGGGUCAUACCUGACGGCAGAUCCUACUAGCGCGGCGUCAUUGGCGGCGAGGUCGAGGUUAAUGGGCAAGAAGAAAAAGGUCGAGGUGCCGGUAAAGAGCGAGGGUAGUGGGAGCGAGGAGGACGAUGAUGAGAAUGGAGCGGGUCCCGGGCCUUCCUCGGCGGCGAGAAUGAAGAAGCGUCAGACUGACGAGGAUGAGGACAUGGAGGACAACGAGGGCGAGGCCGAUGCCGAAGAGGGCGAGCAGGAUGGCGAGGACGAGACGUCGACGAAACCGUCCCCCUUCCCCACCGGACCGUUUUCUGACGAACCUCCCCGGAUCCUCUUGACUACAUCACCUCAUGCCACUCAGGCGACCCACGCGUUCAUGGGAGAGCUGCGCUCCGUCUUGCCCGGCGGCGAAGUGUACAAGCGAUUAAAGGGGAGAGGGUUCGAGGUUGGCAGGAUCGCCAGGUGGGCCGCAAAGAGGGAGUUCAAGGCGAUGGUCAUCGUCAACGAGGACCACAAGACACCGAACGCUAUCACCGUCAUCAACCUCCCGGCAGGGCCAACCGCCUAUUUCAAGUUGACUAGCGUCGUCCUCGGUCAACAGAUCAGCGGGCACGCUCGUCCUUCUCCUCACUCUCCCGAACUCAUCUUGAACAACUUUUCCACGUUGCUGGGUAUGAACGUGGGAAGAUUGUUCGGGUCCCUCUUCCCGCCCAUGCCUCAGUUUAGAGGUCGACAGGUUGUCACGCUGCAUAAUCAGCGUGAUUUCUUGUUCUUCCGUCGACAUCGAUACAUGUUUGCGUCAACGGAAAAGGCUAGGUUGCAGGAGAUUGGACCUCGAUUCACCUUGAAGCUCAGGUGGUUGAGAAAGGGCCUACCCAGCGUCCUGGCUGCCGACGGCGUGGCACCUAGGAGCGGAGACAAGGCCGAGUCGGAGGACGAGGAAGACGCGGACGAGGACGUCGAGGAUGCCGAUGUGGACAUGGAGAGGACUGACAAGCCAACCGUGGCCGGCGAAAAUGAGGAUGACGAUGAUGACGAGGCCAACGCGAACGAGGAGGAAAUCAAGGGCAAGAAGCGAAAGGAUAUGGUCAAUGGGGUCAAGAUUCCCGCACUCGACGAGGAACAGGAGUACGAGUGGAAGUGGAAGCCCAAGAUGGAAGUCUCGAGGACGACCUUUUUCAUGUAGACCUCGGCUUCGAUUGUUUUGUUUUCGUGCCUCCGUAGCAAUCAGCAACGCCCUGUAUCAUCGUCCCUUUCCCUGAUGUUCCGGUUGUAAUCCAUUAGUUGUAGCGGAUGAGACGUCCUCCUCCACAAUCUGUCUCAUUUCUCACGGG
Molecule: messenger RNA, 2017 nt
Organism: Filobasidium floriforme
Lineage: Eukaryota; Fungi; Basidiomycota; Tremellomycetes; Filobasidiales; Filobasidiaceae
Product: anticodon-binding protein
Exons: 5
Coding region: 487-1869 (460 amino acids)
Biological process (GO): maturation of LSU-rRNA; maturation of 5.8S rRNA
Cellular component (GO): preribosome, large subunit precursor; nucleolus
Molecular function (GO): rRNA primary transcript binding
Source: RefSeq, a predicted model, not a curated record